GCAAGAGGAAAAAAGAGACAGAAAGGAUGGUUUCCUGCCAGCCAUGUGAAAUUAUUGGGUCCAAGCAGUGAGAGAACAACAUCUGCUGCUCCCUCAGUAUGUCAAGUCAUAGCAAUGUAUGAUUACCUGGCAAACAAUGAAGAUGAGCUCAGCUUCUCCAAAGGGCAACUUAUUAAUGUGCUGAACAAAGAUGAUGCUGACUGGUGGCAAGGAGAAAUCAAUGGUGUGACGGGUCUCUUUCCGUCAAACUACGUCAAGAUGACCACAGACUCUGAUCCAAGUCAGCAGUGGUGUGCUGAUCUCCAAAGCCUUGAUACUAUGCAGCCAAUGGAGAGGAAAAGACAGGGCUACAUUCAUGAACUCAUUCAGACCGAAGAAAGGUACAUGGAUGAUCUCCAGCUUGUCAUAGAGGUUUUCCAGAAACCAAUGGCUGAUUCGGGCUGUCUCACAGAAGGAGAGAUGGGGCUGAUCUUUGUUAACUGGAAGGAACUUAUCAUGUCAAAUACAAAGUUACUGAAAGCCUUGCGGGUGCGUAAGAAAACGGGAGGAGAGAAGAUGCCGGUGCAGAUGAUCGGGGACAUCCUGGCGGCCGAGCUCGCCCACAUGCAGGCCUACAUCCGCUUCUGCAGCUGCCAGCUCAACGGGGCCUCGCUGCUGCAGCAGAAAACUGACGAGGACUCUGAUUUCAAAGACUUCUUGAAGAAACUGGCCGUGGAUCCACGCUGCAAGGGAAUGCCUCUCUCCAGCUUCCUCCUGAAACCCAUGCAAAGAAUAACCCGCUACCCUCUGCUCAUCAAGAGUAUUUUAGAGAACACUCCGGAAACUCACCCCGAUCACAGCAAUCUCCGGCUGGCCCUGGAGCGCGCGGAGGAGCUCUGCUCCCAGGUCAACGAGGGGGUGCGCGAGAAGGAGAACUCGGACAGGCUGGAGUGGAUCCAGAGCCACGUGCAGUGCGAGGGCCUGGCUGGGCAACCGGUUUUCAACUCCCUCACCAACUGCCUGGGCCCGCGGAAGCUCCUGCACAGUGGCAAGCUGUACAAGGCCAAGAGCAGCAAGGAGCUCUACGGCUUCCUCUUCAACGACUUCCUGCUGCUCACCUACAUGGUGAAGCAGUUCGUCUCUUCCGGCUCGGAUAAGCUCUUCAGCCCCAAGUGCAACUCCCAGUUUAAAAUGUACAAAACGCCUGUCUUCCUGAACGAGGUCCUGGUGAAGCUGCCAACAGACCCAUCAAGCGACGAACCCGUUUUUCACAUAUCGCACAUUGACAGGGUUUACACACUGAAAACUGACAACAUCAACGAGCGGACUGCCUGGGUGCAGAAAAUCAAAGCAGCAUCAGAGCAGUACAUCGAAACGGAGAAGAAGAAACGUGAAAAGGCCUAUCAAGCUCGCUCACAAAAGACCUCGGGAAUAGGUCGCUUGAUGGUGCACGUGAUUGAGGCGACGGAGCUGAAGGCCUGUAAACCCAAUGGGAAAAGCAACCCGUACUGUGAGAUCAGCAUGGGCUCACAGAGCUACACGACACGGACCGUGCAGGACACCCUCAACCCCAAGUGGAACUUCACCUGCCAGUUCUUCAUUAAGGAUCUCUAUCAGGAUGUCCUCUGCAUCACCAUGUUUGACAGGGAUCAGUUUGCACCUGAUGAUUUCUUGGGUCGCACGGAAAUUCCAGUAGCAAAAAUCAGAGCAGACCAAGAAAGCAAGGGACCCACAACGAAACACUUGCUGCUGCAUGAAGUUCCCACUGGUGAAGUCUGGAUCCGUUUCGACCUGCAGCUCUUUGAGCAGAAAACACUCCUUUAAAAGCACGUUUUUAAUUUAUGAAGGACAAACGAAGCUAUCAGCCUGAACAUUUUUUUCCAAAAGCUUCUUUGCCCUAAGCAGAUUACUGAGCAAGAAUUCCUGCUUCUUCCAUAUUCCUCUUGGUUACAGGUUGUGUUUGAGUUCUUUGCUGUGUUCAAAGUUGCUGUUGAUCUAUGCAAACAAAAACGUUGCUGUAUGCAGCAUACAUACAUGUACGCUAUAUACAUGUAUGUGUACAGUAGUAUAGCUCAGUGCCUUUUUAUGAUAUUGAAAUAUAUUGGUUUUAGAUGCCAAUGUUUCCAUUUUCAGGGCCAUAAAAAGUAUUAAGUAGAAAUGUGGCAUCAAGAUGUAUGUAUUUUACCACUUAGUCUAACAUAUAGACUGAGGAAUGGUUUAGUUUAGUGCUAUAAUCAUUCCAUUUGAAAUCAGAAAAGUGAUAUCCACUGGAACCUUCCCAUCUCAGGAUGAUAACUUUAAAGAUUAAAAGCUCAAGAAGCCUUAGCACUGGAGGAGUCUCCAAUACCUUAUAUGUUCUUUAAAAAUCAAAUGUAGUUCUUCAC
Tinamus guttatus (white-throated tinamou) is the source of this 2363-nucleotide messenger RNA. The record is from RefSeq and is a predicted model, not a curated record. Lineage: Eukaryota; Metazoa; Chordata; Aves; Tinamiformes; Tinamidae.